This is a messenger RNA of Otolemur garnettii (small-eared galago), 2961 nucleotides long. RefSeq names its product small ArfGAP2 (gene SMAP2). The record is from RefSeq and is a predicted model, not a curated record. The transcript has 10 exons. The coding region runs from base 416 to 1705 and encodes 429 amino acids. Lineage: Eukaryota; Metazoa; Chordata; Mammalia; Primates; Galagidae. Gene Ontology annotation, molecular function: GTPase activator activity.
GAGCUGCCGGAAGUAGGCUGCGGAGGUGGUGGCCCUGCAGGCAGCAGCUGCCAGGGAAACCGCGGCGCGGGAGGCACGACCCGCAGACAGACAGGCUCGGAGGUUAUUUCUGCGUCCAGCACCCAGGAGGCCCGAGGGCUCCCUUUGUCUGGGCCGAGGGUCCCUGGUCCAGCUGCUCCUCUGGACUUGGGCCUUUCGCUGAGCCCGCCAGGGGGCGCCGCGCUGAGGGGCUGCGGAGUGGGGGGCGGGCGCGGCUGACAGAAGCAGGGGCGCCUGGCGGGGCGGGAGGAGCGCGCUCUCCCCCGCUCAGGAGGUGCCCCUGGGCGGGGGACCCGGUGUCCUCACCGCAGUCUGAGGCAGGGGUUUCUGGGGGCAAGGAGGCGACGCGCCUUCUGCCCCCGCCGGCACCCUGGCCAUGACCGGCAAGUCGGUGAAGGACGUGGAUCGGUACCAGGCGGUCCUGGCUAACCUGCUGCUGGAGGAGGAUAACAAGUUUUGUGCGGACUGCCAGUCUAAAGGGCCACGAUGGGCCUCCUGGAACAUUGGUGUGUUCAUCUGCAUUCGAUGUGCUGGAAUCCACAGGAAUCUGGGGGUGCACAUAUCCAGGGUAAAAUCAGUUAACCUCGACCAGUGGACACAAGAACAGAUUCAGUGCAUGCAAGAGAUGGGGAACGGAAAGGCAAACCGACUGUAUGAAGCCUACCUUCCUGAGACCUUCCGGCGACCCCAGAUAGACCCAGCUGUCGAGGGAUUUAUUCGAGAUAAAUACGAGAAGAAGAAAUACAUGGACCGAAGUCUGGACAUCAAUGCCUUUAGGAAAGAAAAAGAUGACAAGUGGAAAAGAGGGAGUGAACCAGUUCAAGAGAAAAAACUGGAGCCUGUUGUUUUUGAGAAAGUGAAAAUGCCACAGAAAAAAGAAGAUCCACAGCUACCUCGGAAAAGCUCCCCGAAAUCCUCAGCACCUGUCAUGGAUUUGUUGGGCCUUGAUGCUCCUGUGGCCUGCUCCAUUGCAAAUAGUAAGACCAGCAAUAACCUAGAGAAGGAUUUAGAUCUUUUGGCCUCUGUUCCAUCACCUUCUUCUUCAGUUUCCAGAAAGGUUGUAGGUUCUAUGCCAACUGCAGGGAGUGCCGGCUCUGUUCCUGAAAACCUGAACCUGUUUCCAGAGCCGGGGAACAAAUCAGAAGAAAUAGGCAAGAAGCAGCUCUCUAAAGACUCCAUCCUUUCACUCUAUGGAUCCCAGACACCUCAGAUGCCUACUCAAGCAAUGUUCAUGGCUCCUGCUCAGAUGGCAUAUCCCACAGCCUACCACGGCUUCCCUGGGGUUACACCGCCGAACAGCAUAAUGGGGAGCAUGAUGCCCCCUCCAGUAGGCAUGGUAGCUCAACCAGGAGCCUCUGGGAUGGUUGCCCCCAUGGCCAUGCCUGCAGGCUACAUGGGUGGCAUUCAGGCGUCAAUGAUGGGUGUCCCGAAUGGAAUGAUGACCACCCCACAGGCCGGCUACAUGGCAGGGAUGACAGCCAUGCCCCAGACUAUGUAUGGGGUUCAGCCAGCUCAGCAGCUACAGUGGAACCUUACUCAGAUGACCCAGCAGAUGGCUGGGAUGAAUUUCUAUGGAGCCAACGGCAUGAUCAACUAUGGACAGUCAAUGAGCGGCGGAAAUGGACAGGCAGCAAAUCAGACUCUCAGUCCUCAGAUGUGGAAAUAAAAGCAAAACACCCAAAUGGCUGUCACUCUCCUCAGCCCUCGCUCUCCCUCUUUCUCUCCUUUCCCCAACUUCUUCCAUCACCACCCCUCCUCUUUUCUGACUUUUCUCCGUUUGGUUUAGAAAUUGCUCAAUAAGUCACUUGGGAUUUGGCAUCCUGCCCAGCCCAGCCACUUCCCACGCGAAGACCUCUCUGUUGCUUUACGUUGUACAUGCCUCCCUCGCCAUCCCGAUUCUCUCCCAGGCUCUCAGCCCCUAGUCCUCUCCUGGCACCAGCACCUUAGAAAUUGUUGGCAGAAGGCACUUAAACUGCAGGAGAAACGUGCAUACCGUUGAGAACCUUCCUUCAAGGUUAAAUCUCCUUUCAGACUCUGGGAAAGGUCUGCAGAUGAUGCAUAUAGGCAAAGAGGGUAAAGUUUAGAGGUCCUUCUAUACGUGUUAAUAAGCUAUCUCUAAGUGUUCACAUUUGAGGAGGGAGGGAACGUGUGGCUCAUGAUUUCAUAGGAUUGAAGAAAGUACUGAAUCAAAUAACUCCUUGGCUUUUGGAUCAGGUUGGCCCUACCCCUGCGGUGAGGCAAGCCCCCUCUUAUGUGGAAGAGCAGAAAUAUUAAUCUGUUUGCCCUGAGUUGCUUUCUGGAUCUGGGGGUUCCGGAGUUGCUGCUUCCGUCAGCCUUUGUUAGCACCAAAGACUUCAUGAAGUUCACACACAAACAUGCAUCCCUCCCCCACCUCCUCACUGCCUUCCAUGAGAUCUGGCUCCAUGGCUAGAGGACCAACCCCGCAGUGGGAACACACAGCUUAACAUGUAUACUGUUCAUGUGUGUGUAUGUGUGUGUGUGUGCGAACGUGUGGAUUUUGCCUCCCACCCCUCCCCAUCUGCUCUGAGUGUUUUUUUUUUUCUUUUUAGUUUUAGGUUUACAACAGAGAGGAGUUAAUUUAUCAAGAGCCUAAAACUGUUGCCAGUUUUUCUUGUAGUUUAAAAAAAUUGCCGUCUCGUCCAUAGCUCUCUUCCUCCUCUCCCUUCUCCCAAUCUGCCAAUCACUCUUCAUGCCUGUGUAUCCAGGGUGCCCUGUAUCCCACCUUCCCGAGUGUGGGAGGCGCAGGGCCCAGACUGCUUUCCUCUCAGUCAUUGUUCACCUCACUUGAAAAUUCAAACAAGAAGACUUUGCUUAAAAGAUUUCAUGUGUGGGAACCACAAUUCCUGGUUGCCUUUCUCCUGUGUAUGUGUAAAUUCCUUAAUAAAUAUUGCAGGGAAGGUG